Messenger RNA from Periconia digitata, 4917 nucleotides. NCBI's taxonomy places the organism in Eukaryota, Fungi, Ascomycota, Dothideomycetes, Pleosporales, Periconiaceae. The record is from the annotation of a GenBank genome assembly.
CGUCAACACGAAAGUCAAGUUGCCCAAGAUGUCACUCGAAGAGAGGCUGAGUAAAGUGCGGGACUCGCCCAAACUUCAAAAUCAGCAGCAAAAUGCUGUGGUGCUCUCCGCCAUUGAAGAGACGCUCAAGCAACAGGGCUCAGAAUUCACCCCCACCGCAUAUUUCGCCGCGCUGCUUUCACUGCUAGCACGGCAGGUCUCUAGCGACGGUAUAGCAAACAAAGACACAGCGACCUCAGUUAUCUACCUCCUCGACCUCGUUACACCUCAUGUCCCCGCCCCACUCCUCCGCUCCAAAUUCACCGAAAUCCUUACGAGCCUCGCCCCUGCGCUCACCCACUCCGAUGCAGAAGCGCCGCUCCUCCGAUCUUCGAUUGGCUGCUUAGAGAGCUUGUUGGUGGUACAGGAUGCGCGGGCUUGGGAACUACCACAGACCCAAAUCAGUCCGCGCAGGGCUGUAGCGGGACUAUUGCAAAUCGCCGUAGACCAGCGACCUAAAGUGAGGAAGAGGGCGCAGGAGGCUUUAGCAAAGGUUUUGAGCAACGGACCUCCAAGUCCGUCGUUGGACCACCCUGCUGCGGAUAUGUGCGCCGAGACUGCAUUGAAGAUGCUGAAUGAUAUCGCGGAGGCUGCGGGCAAGACCCAGAGUCAGAAGAAGAGGAAGGAGGCGCAAAGCAAUGAGCCUGGUCUGAUUCACGCUUUGCAUUUGAUUAAGACAGUGGCAUCUACGUCUGGCGGCUGGCCGAGUCGGAAAACGGAUAUUUUGUGUGAACUUCUGCUCAAUAUUUCCCGGUCAAGCAGCGAGUAUCUCACCAUGGCGGCAUUCGAGAUCUUCGAGGUUAUCUUCGCCGGUAUGGCGGACGAAGUUUCUUCGGCGAAGUUGCCUCGACUUCUGGAAGUCAUUUCGGAAUUGCAGCCCUCGAAGAACGACACACAACUCCUACCUCCUUGGAUAGCGGUCAUUUCACGUGGCUACGAAGUCGCCGCUCAACUCGAACCCGAAGACACUUUCAUGAAACUUCCCGAUCUAUUUACCAUGGUGUCCUCGUUCCUCGAAUCGCCUUCCCACAAUAUCCGCAUCUCCGCCUCCGAAUGUUUGAUUUCUUUCAUUGUGAAUUUGAUACCCGAUAGUGUGAUUUUGGAGCCGUCCAUUUACGACGAGAAGAUACUGGAGAAGGUGGCCAAGACGGCGCAAGAGCUUUUGAGUGUGAAGUACCAGGCGGCGUGGAUGGAAGUCUUCAACAUGUUGUGCGCAAUGUUUGAGGGGCUUAGAUGGCGCGCGGACCCCAUUUUCAAGCCGGUGCUCAAAAUUGUGGGCGAGCUGAGAAGCAACGAAUCUUUCUCUGGUAAAAAGGAGGCAGACGCUGUUAUUUCGAGAGCGAUCGCUGCAAUGGGUCCGGAUGUUGUACUUGAAGUGCUGCCACUGAACCUACCGAGACCGCCGCCAGGCCAACAGGGUAGAGUUUGGCUGCUUCCUCUUCUCCGCGACUCCGUACACAACACAAAGCUGGCGCAUUUCAGAGCCGAGAUGGUGCCUCUCAGCGAGGUCAUGUUCCAGAAAGUUAUCGAACACGGCAAUGCAGAGAAGACAAUGGAGAUCAAGGUUUUCGAAACAGUGGUACAGCAGAUAUGGUCGAUUCUACCAGGCUACUGCGAUCUUCCUCUCGAUUUGGUGGAAAGCUUUGAUCAAAGCUUCGCCGAGAUGUUGGCUAAUCUGUUGUACGGACAAGCAGAGUUGCGAACAGAUAUUUGUAAAGCGCUUCAGCACCUGGUCGACAGCAACAAAGCCAUUGUGGAGUUGGACGAAGAGCAAGAAGAUUUAGUAGCGCAAGCUCGAGUGUCCAGAGCACAAGCGAAGAAGAAUCUGGAGCACUUAGCCGGCUUUGCUGGUAACAUGCUUGCAGUAUUGUUCAACGUAUACAGCCAGACAUUGCCACAGUACAGGGGAACAAUUCUCAGGACGAUCAAUGCCUACCUAAGCAUCGUGCCUGAAAAAGAACUCAUGGAGACUUUCGAACGCGUCGGCGCCAACCUCGAGGCUGCACUUCCCAAAAGCGGACCUCAGACUCAAGCAGACAAGCAAAAGCAAGGCAAGGGACAGGAUAAGAUGCCACCGAUGAGCCACACUCUGAUGGACCUUAUCAUCACGAUUGCUUUCUAUCUGCCCCGCGACAGUUACCCGGCUUUGUUCAAUAUGGCUUUCAUCAUGAUCAACAAGGACGAUGAUACCCAGUUACAGAAGAAAGCCUACAAGCUUAUUCCAAGACUUUCGGAAUCUGAGAUCGGAAAACAGGCAUUGAAAGAACGAAACGGCGAGCUCCAGCAGCUUCUCCUUGGAAGUGCGGAGAAAGUGUCGGGGCCCGCCAAGAGGGAUCGACUACUGGCACUGUCUCAAGUUAUCGAGCAUCUGCCCCAGUCGGAUCUCCACUUCAUUCCGUCCAUAUUGUCGGAAGUGGUCAUAUGCGCCAAGGAAGUGAAUGAGAAAGCACGAGAAGCUGCCUAUGAUCUGCUCGUCGCCAUGGGCGAGAGAAUGGCUCAGGGCGGUACCGUGCUGCAGAACAAGGUUCCUAACAUGCCUGAGGAUGCACCCACUGUAGAGGCUUCAUUGGAAGAGUACUUUACCAUGGUUUCUGCUGGUCUCGCAGCAUCCACCCCACACAUGAUUUCCGCCUCCAUCACGGCUGUUACGCGCAUUCUCUACGAAUUUCACUCAAGGAUAUCUCAGGCUACGGUGCAGAACUUACUGGAGCUCAUGGAUAUCUUCCUACAGAACCCCAACCGCGAAAUCGUUCGCAGCGUACUCGGAUUUGUCAAAGUAGAGGUCAUCACACUCCCCGAAUCCUUGGUGAAGCCGCGUCUGCCCACCCUCCUUGGAAAUCUGAUGGUCUGGAGCCACGAGCACAAGGCUCACUUCAAAGCCAAGGUUAAGCACAUUGUCGAGCGCAUGAUCCGCAAAUUCGGCGUAGAGGCCGUCGAGCGCGCGUGCCCAGCUGAGGAUCGCAAACUCAUCACCAACAUCCGCAAGACACGCGAGCACCGCAAGAAGAAGAAGCUCCAAGCCGAAGAAGAUGGCGAAGACGUCAAAGAAAAACCCAAAGGCAAAUUCGAGAGCGAAUACGACCAGGCCAUGUACGGGAGCGACAGCGACGACAGCGAAGCCGGCGACUCGGAAGACGACUUCGUCAAAUCCCAAAGCAAACAGCAACAGCGCCCCGGAAAAUCAAAGAGCGGAAACACAUAUAUCGUCGAAGACGAAGACGAGCCCCUGGAUCUCCUCUCCAAACGCGCUCUCGGAAACAUCUCGACCACAAAACCCCUUCGUCGCCGCGAGGCGCCGCAGAAGAAGACAAAAGCCCGGACAGAUCUGGAUGGCAAGCUCAUCCUUGGAGACUCCGACGAGGAUGAGCCAUCCGCUCGCUCAGCCAGCAAGAAGGGCGUCCGUUUCGCUGCUGCUGACAACGACAACGAUGGGUCCGCGCUCAUGGACGUCGACAACGACGGCACGUCCCUCGAGGCCGGUAUCAAUGCCUACGUCGACGCCAUCCGUGGCCGCGACGCCGCACAGCGCGGGCAAAAGGGUAAACUCAAGUUCAGCAACAAGAAGCGCAGUGAAGAUGAGAUGGACGUUGACAGCGAUGACGAUGACAAGGAAGCCAGACGGCAGAAGAGCGGCAGUGGUAUGGGCAGGGGUGGUAGAGGUGCCAAUGGCGGGGGUGGAAACUUCAAAUCCCAAAGGAAAGGACUGGGUGUGCAGAAAGGAUGGGGAGGUGGCGGCAGCGGUGGUUCUGGAAAAGUAGAGAAGGGUAGAAGUCCCAGGGGAAGGGGUGGAGGGAGACGAGGUAGAUGAUUUUCCCCCGGAUCCUUCCUCACUGUUCAGAAGGGAGUAACGUAAAAGUGUGGCAACGGCAAGCGUGGUUAUAAGGCGUUAUCAUCCAAAUUCCAUUCCAUCUUCUUCAAUUCACCGCUCUUCCCAAUUUCCUCAUUGAAGCCAUACCACAAGAAAAACAAAAGAACACAGAGUGUUGGACUCUAUAUCUUCAUUGUCCAUUCCCUCGCCGAUCUACUGAUCCAUCAUCGAGCUCACCCAACACAACAACUCACCCAACACCCAACCAUCACUUUUUCCCAUUUCCCUAUAUCCAUCCUCUACCCAAAAAUUCACACGUCAGCACCAAGCCACCUCACCUAACCCAAACAACCCCUCGAUCAAUUGAGCACCUAGAUAACUCAGCCACGGACCAAACAUCUAGCCAUCCAUCCAAACACAAACACAAACACACCCCCUCUCUCCCCACAACGAGUGAGAACUUAAGCAUAUAGCUAAGCUUCGCCCGGCGUCAGCCCUAAAAGCUUAUCAUCCCCUCUCCUCCCCUUCCAACAACUCUAAAAUCUUCUUCGUACGAGCCCCACGGAACCUGUGUCCUGCCUGGAGCUUAAAGGCAGAUCUAUCGUGUGAUUUUUUCCAUACCAAGUGUUGGUGCCGCAUAGAAUAUGGCGAUGAUCAAAUAAAUAGACUUCGUACCGUUUUCUUCCUUGAUGUCUGAGGCUUAGCAGAAUAGCGGCAAUAUUAUGUGACUAACGGAUCCAAUGGAAUUCACGUUGCCAUCAUCAUCAUAGUUAUUAUUGUUUGUAUUUAGAUGAACCAUUUGACGCAGAAGUAGCACAGAAUCUACAACUUCCUGCUGAGCUAGGCGAGUGAUGGUAAUCGGGCCGGUUGGAAUCCGUGUAUGGUACUUGGGGUUGCGUGACGAAUGGGGGGUCCGAGUAGUGCGAUUGCAUGUAGUGUGUUAUCACUAACUAUCUAUAUUUAGCACUGCCGACUCGAGUACGUAGCCAGAUUCCACAAUAACUAGUGUGAUUUGUUCGAGUAACGGUUCCUGUCAUCGUUGUUGGUUUAGACAUCAAGGCAACUCUGGU